UCAGUCGCGUGUGAGGCAGCUUUGUGUCCUCGCAAGUCGCGAAUAGAUUUUGGCAGUUUUGCUGAAUCCUGCCAGUCUACUAAGUUUGUACUUGUUCCCGGCCAGUAAAAUAUAAGCCAUCAACAAUACGGGAAUGGCUUGAGCGUUAGCAGAUACAUACGCUUUUAGGAAACAUUAAUAACCUUUUACUCUGUGUGUCGAAAUAGCCCAUAAUCUACUGUUUCGUUUCGUGUGCGUGUGCUGAAAGGCAAGUAACAAGGAUACCACUUUGCUGAGCAGAGUGAGAACAUAAGAAAGUCGAAGUGAAGAAAACAGAAGCUACUGUCAACAGCUGACAGUAGUACAAAAGUCGAAAACGACAAAUCAAGAAAGAGCAAGAUAAAAAACGCAACCACGCAGCCGAGGCGAAAACAAGAGAGCAGAAUCAAAACAAACACCGCCGAACAACGAUUACUACUACAUAACGAACGCAUUCGUAUCCCCGUUAGGCUGCCGAGAGUACACGAUCACUCAUACAUUCAUUCAUUGAGAAAACCAUUCAUAGCGGUACAGCAAAGGUGUGUGUAGAAAUUAGAAGAGGACCAGUGCUGCUGAAGUUAGUUCAUUACAGGCAUCAACUGCAGCCACAAAGGGCAGGAUCCUAGGCAACAGACGCUUUGGUAUACCUGUACGGAAAUUAGGUGCGCUGGAAACUGGUAAGACGACGCUAUCGUUGCUACACAUAACAAAAACAGUCACGUGAAAACUGCUGAAGAGAGAACAACGACAGGAGAAAGGAGAAACAAGCAUCUUUAACCCACACACAAAAAAACAGCAGAAUGAGCACCCGGGACAGCACCAGCCUGCUCAAAUUUAAAGGCCAAAAAUGGAAAGUGUUCGCCGAGCUGACGAACAAGUGGGCCGGUUUAGACUCCGAUGAUGAGGACAUUCCGAUCAGCGAGCUAACCGGAGAUCAUCGUAGGUCGUCCAAAAGUCACGGUAGUCACCACAAGAGCUCUAGUAAAAAUGUGCCGCCAAGUUCGUCGUCGUCCUCCACAGCGAUAGCGGUACCAACAGCUGCCAGCAAUGCCGCCAACCGCAGCAGUGCUACCAACCGCCAGAAAGGCAGCGUGAUGCGGCUAGAUAAAGCUGACAUGGGCCUGUAUGGGCUGUGCCCAGAAACCGACCCUUUCUAUGCUGUUAUCUGUGAUAUUUGCAACAGCGUGGUCAAACCACAGGGUCUUCAGAAGCACAUGAGUAAUCGACACCAUUCCUAUUAUAGUCAUGCCAGCAAGAGCCUGUCUAGCAGCCGAGAUCAACAUUCGGGAGAGACGUCGUCUCGCAGUGCGGCAAAUUCUAGUGAAUCCAGCAGAUCAGAGAAGGCUACUAGCAGUAGUAGCAACGCUUACAAACAUGAAGAUCUUGACAAUACACCUUUGAAGGCCCGUAGCAGUUCGAGCUCUAAAGUUCGUGGCAAGAACGGCAAAGGUGUGUCAACGUCGUACAGUUCCUCGCACCACAAUGGAAAAUCCUCCAGUUCCAGUGGUAGCUCCUCUAGUUGUUCCAAAUCGUCUUCACAUGAGACAAACCCACCGACUGAAAGUAGCGGCACGGUUCCUAGCUCUAGGGAUCACCAAAAGCACGAAAUCUCUUCCGCCACAUUAGCCACAACGAGUAGUCUUUCGGAAAAGAAGGCUGCCUUCUCGUCUACCUCGUCCGGCAUAAGCAGCGAUAGUAUUCCGUCUCUCAAUGCGUCACCUUUAGGGAAGACCGGGAAGCGGAGUAGUUCAAAAAUAUCCGCCUCCUCAUCCUCAUCAUCCUCAUCGUCAUCAUCGUCGUCCUCUUCAUCCUCAUCGACUAGCGGCAAUGGGAGUAGCAGCAGUAGCAGUAGUAGUAGCAGCAGCAGUAGCAGUGCUUCUCUGUCCAUCAGCAGCGGCAAAUCGCAGUCUUCCAACGAUAGAAAAAGUGAUCGGAAGGAUUACGACCCGGAUAAGCAUUGCGGUGUGACUUCGGCGGACGGGAAGCGGCAGUGUACUCGUUUGCUGAACUGCAAAUCUCAUUCCCUGUCAUCGAGGCGAGCAGUUCAAGGGCGUAGCAAGACGUUCGAUAAGUUGCUAUCGGAACACAAAUCCGGUUCAGGAGCGUCGUCUUCGGCCAAGGAUGAGAACUACAUUGAAGUGGAAUCAUCUAGCAACUCGUCGUCUGGCUUUGAAGUGGAGCGUGGUCGCGUUGCAUCAACCGGCGAAGGUCUGAACGCGAGUCCGUCGGAGGGCGCUCACCAGAAUCACCCUUCGGAGAAGUCCAGUCCUCGUAAUGAAAGCGCAUCGACGGCGUCAAGCGGCGCGAAGUCUAUUAACAAUUCCGGUACCGCAACGACUCCCGCUGGGAAAAUAUCAGAAUCCAAGAGCGAACGAUCGAAACACAAGCAGAGAUCGUCGAGUUCGAGUCAGUCGAAGAGUUCCGCGUACCAUGAGCAGCAGCAACAGUUAUUCGGUCCGCCGACACCCCCGGCGCCUGUGACACCCCGGCAGAACAAUCAUGCUCACUCGAAGACUAUACCACAAUCGCGAAAUAAACCUCCGCGGGAUCAGCAAAUCAGUAUUCCAGCGGCGACUGAAAUUCUCGCACAACACUUUGUCGAAGAGAACCCCAACGCAGCCCUCUCGGAUGCCACCAUUGUUGUGGAUCCCAACACUAACCUACUUAAUCUUUCUGUGUCGGGGAAACUGCAUCCAUCUAACAAAAAUGAAACCCCGGAGGAAACAAUUCAACAGUUCGCUACUAAUAUUAUGCAGGAACAGUUGACCGUGACGGUUCCUCUAUCUGUGAUAUCGUCAAUGAAUAUUUCUGGAACUGGUUUGGCCACCGUGAAUGCCGGAAGUGAUGACCUAACUGCACUCACGACCACAAAGGCAGCCUUGAGCGACGCCAGCACUGUCACAAUGCACACAGGUGAGAUCCUCAGCGCGGAUGGAAACCUAUCUUCCGGAGAGGCUGAGUUAUCUAGCGCAGAUCACUUCAUACCUGCCGAAUUGAUUAAUCAUAUGCCGUUGGUACAAGCGGCGGAAGCGGUGGAGCUGCACGAUCCAAAUCAAUACAUUACAACGGCCGCGGGUCAAGAAAUGAGCGAGCAUGCACUGAUUUCGAAUUACAACGAUCAAAUUAAUUACACCAUCCAAACGCUCGCACAGAACUUGCAAAACGCAGAGCAUUUAACGGGACAGGCGAUGCAAAACGAUCUGGCGGAAAGCAUAGACGACAUUGUGCCAACCAUAAAUUUGCUUCCAGCAGCAGCGAACCCUCUGGUGUUACCCCAGUUGCAAGCGGACCUAACCGAUUCCAUCAUCUUGACACCAAAUCAGCUAACCUCAAUAUCGCAAUCCUUGGUUGAUCAGCACUUCAUAGAAAACGUUUCACUGAAACCAGAACUAGAAAUAUUGACCGUCAACACACCUGUCGAUAUAUCCAAGCUAAACCUGAUGCGUACAGUGGAUGAUGAGUUCAUGAAGGAACGACAGCAGCAGCAACAGCAAGCCAACACAAUGUAUCACACCCAAAUCGACGAGUUCCGCGGGGUGAAAACGUGGUAUAACUCCCUGCCGAAGCCGUUACAUGUGAACAAUUUUCAGCUGCGCAAGAUUGGUGGAGGAUACGUGAUGAAUCGAAAGUUGCUGACCAUCCGACGAAAUUUGGUGAACGAAUCGAACAGUAUGUCCAAAUCGCUCAACUCCCAGCUGUCUCCAAUUGGCGGGCCACGGAAUUCGCUCAACUUUAACGCGUCCAAUGCGCGCGCCGGAGAUCAUCUGUCGCCAAUCUCCGGAAUGAGCAAAGGCAAGGACACAAACGGUGGCGUCAGCCUCUCGAGCUCACCAGUUGGAAACCGGGUAGGUCAGAUCAAUCGGGGCCAGCGACGACUAAUACUGCCACAGGCUUCGAUCAAGAAACCAACCGAGAAGACCGCCUGCCUGCUAAGCAAUGCAUACUUCAAGAAUCUAAUAAGCUCAAUGCAACAGCAAGCGACUCGCGAGUCGAGCCGCAGCAGUAGUGGUCUCGGAACAAGUGUCACGACAUCGUCCGGCCUCAAACGGGCUGCCCCAUCGUUAACUUCACUGUCCAACAAGCGACUUAAGAUAAUCAACAACUUGCAAAAUUCGACAGCUCCUCCACAGAUGCUGCUCCAGGGCAGUGGCAAAGUGAAGCCAAAAGUAUUAUAAUUAGUGAUCAGGAUCUACAAUCUCGACAGCUCCGAAGGGAACACCGACGACAGCGAUUAGAGAGAGAUCCGUAGUACGAACCGAUGCAGACUUAGUCACACUUACAAUGCUGUGCUCACCGCAGCAGCAACAGGACUCCGCCCGCCCUGGCCGGCUGGUGCGAAAAACGGGGAAAUUAUGGACUGAACAAAGAUUUAGUAAUGUUUGUCUCUACGUAUAUAUAAAUAUAAAUAACUAUAAAUAAUCCAAAACUUUGAACAAAACUACAGCGAAUAUGCUGUUAGCUAGGGACGUUUCUGAUAUAUAGCUUUUUAAAAUAUGGUAAUUAUACAUACUUUUUAUGAAUUUGUUGUACUAAUUGUGAACCUUCAUUCUUUUGUCAUAUAAAGCAUGGGAUGUUAUAUGAUUUGAUUGUAUAGGAGAAAAAAAAGAACAAAGAAUCGACAACAAAUAUUAUUUAUUGGAAACCAACCCUUUUGUGUUUUUGUAUACGCCACCAACAGAAGAAAACGGAAAUAAUUUAUUUCAAAAGUGUCCCGAGAAAAAGAUGUAUCGCGUUUAGCUUCUGUUUGCAAGCAAUUUUAUCGUUUGAACAACGAGGGAACUAUGUAUGUAAUUGUAUAUUGGAAGCAGCACAGUGAGUAUUCACAACAGAUGAAAUGCUGGGUGUUUCGAAAAUGAUCGCUCAUGACUACUACUGCUUAUAAUAAUGCAACCGCGAGUCAAUAAACUUCGUUUAUGGUUCAGAUUGCAGCAGCUAUGAAAAAAAAUAUUACUCAUUACAAAUCAUAACUUGUGACAAGACUAAAAUAAAUGACAAAGAUAAUGUUCUAUAAUCUAUUUUUUUCUUAUAAGGAGUCCAAAUACAAGUAAA
Molecule: messenger RNA, 5067 nt
Organism: Toxorhynchites rutilus septentrionalis
Lineage: Eukaryota; Metazoa; Arthropoda; Insecta; Diptera; Culicidae
Product: serine-rich adhesin for platelets-like
Exons: 4
Coding region: 819-4193 (1124 amino acids)
Source: RefSeq, a predicted model, not a curated record